Messenger RNA from Colletotrichum tamarilloi, 1800 nucleotides. RefSeq lists its product as uncharacterized. The coding region runs from base 1 to 1800 and encodes 599 amino acids. NCBI's taxonomy places the organism in Eukaryota, Fungi, Ascomycota, Sordariomycetes, Glomerellales, Glomerellaceae. The record is from RefSeq and is a predicted model, not a curated record. The transcript is spliced from 8 exons.
AUGAACCAUGACCAGCGUUCCAGCUACAAUGCCUAUAUUGAGGCGCAAGGAGUCGGGAAAGACCCUUCCUUGUGCAACAUCGCGUCGCCCUUUGCGAAAGAUCUCAUAGAUUGUCAGGUUUGUAUUGGAGUCAAUAGCAAGAACUCGACCAGUUUUGAGGAUCUUGGACCCGGAUUUCAACAAUAUCUGGACCUCUGCAACCAAGUACAGACGGUCACGUACGCCACUACCAUCACAUACCUCAAUGGUGACGUUGAACUGGUAACUCUGACGAAGACAACAACGGGCCCGAUAAAUUACGCCCCGACCACCUCGACUCCUUCUGCGUCUACUUCGUCACAGAGUGUCAUGCCUACAGAAUCAGCUUCGACAGAAUCGACCCCAGCCCCCAAUCGAGCAUGGGUAGCCGGUCUGGUCAUUGGCUGUGUCGCCGUCACUGCUCUUGUUACUGGUUUCUGGUUUUUCAGACGCAGAAGACGGAGAGCCAAUCAGGCAGCUAUUGAGAACACGAGCGAAGCACAUGACGAGUAUACCAAGGCCCAACUUCACUCCGACAGUCUGCCUCCCAAGCCUGCCAUAGAACUCGAGGGGUCAUACCCAGAUCCUGUACCGGAGAUGAGCGUGAACGAGAUUGCUGCACAAGAAAUUCUUCGUUCCAUACGCAUCGCAGCUACCCGUGCCGUCCUCAAAGGUCCAGCAAACAUCAAUCAUGACGGUACGCUCUCAUUGGGCGCUUAUCACCCAUCGCACACUCCCGCACCAUCCCAUUUGGCCUGCGGGAUCAUGCUUACGGGCUGGCCGCACCGGAGAUCACGGACUACCGUUGAGCGGCUCAUACCCGUUGCCAAGAAGGGCAAACUUCUUCGACUGAAGAUGUCGGCUUCGAUAAUCACAUCGACGACUGGGGCUACUUUCACGUACCCUACGCCAGAACCAUCCAUGGUGACCUAUUCGGCCAGGGCAUAUUUCAUGACGAGUCCAUCGGGACCAUGCAUGAAACGUUUAAAUGCCCUCUACAUAUACAUCCAGGCAAUCGGCAAACAGCCAUUGAUCUGCCACAAGGACGCGCACUUUCAGACAGAGUACGAAGAUUGUAUUAAUUGCUUACACGUCACCGUGGAGGAUUCAGCAACGUACAUAUCUAAACGCGUCGAGCCGAAAUUCAAAGAGUAUCUAGACUACUGCAACGGUAAACCUCCGGACUGGACGUACGCAUCUUCACGAUUGACUGUCGUCACCCGCGCGCACUGGGGACCCCUUACAGACUUUUAUGGCGAACUGGUGGCGGGAGGUCUCCAGACGAUCACGGCGACGGAGCUCAAACCGACGGACAGCAGUGAGACAGGCGGCGGAUGGCCGUCGUCGUCCUCGACAGAAACUGGGAAGACACCCGGGGCAGGAGACUCAGGACCGAUACCAGGUAACUCGGCAUGGAUAGCAGGGCCGGUCAUUGGCGUGAUCACGGCCAUUAUGCUUCUCCUCGGCGCGCUCUGGUUUCUCAGACGACGAAGACAUCGAGCGGUUGAUAAAGAGGAGUCCAUGGCGACCGGUAUUGCCAUUGGUACUCGUGGUGGUGGCUAUGGCCAAGGGAAAUAUGAAAAGCCGCAACUGCAUUCGGAUUGUAUCCCGCGUCGAAUGGAGCUCGAAGGAUCUUACCCGAAUUCACCCAUGAGCCCUAUGUCUGAGAUGACUGCAAACGAAGUCGCGGCUCAGGAGCUUUCAGUGCCGGGUAGUCAGCAUGUUGAAGGGGUCACGGAGAAGAGUAGCUCUGCCAGGCCGGAGAGCCCGAUUCUUGGAUGA